This is a messenger RNA of Scatophagus argus, 1520 nucleotides long. It is a transcript of the gene tada1, whose product is annotated as transcriptional adaptor 1. Bases 52 to 1086 code for a protein of 344 amino acids. Gene Ontology annotation, cellular component: SAGA complex. Gene Ontology annotation, molecular function: transcription coactivator activity. NCBI's taxonomy places the organism in Eukaryota, Metazoa, Chordata, Actinopteri, Scatophagidae. The transcript is spliced from 8 exons. Gene Ontology annotation, biological process: regulation of transcription by RNA polymerase II. The record is from RefSeq and is a predicted model, not a curated record.
UACAAUAAAGUUUAUACACAAAAAAGGAAACGUACAACUUGGUGUCGCCGGAUGAUGACGCCAUUGUUAGGCUUAAUGAACGUCAUGGCAGCUCAUGCUAGCGAACUUGAGAUUGCAAAGAAAAAUUUAACUGAGGCAAUUGGCGAUAAUAUCAAGCAUUACUGGGCAAACCUGAAGUUAUGGUUCAAACAAAAGAUCAGCAAGGAGGAGUUUGACAUUGAGGCACGUCGUCUGUUGACACAGGAGAAUGUCCAUGUUCACAAUGACUUUCUCCUGGCCAUUCUCACACGCUGCCAGAUCAUCGUCUCCACACCAGAGGGCGCAGGGCCAUUACAGUGGCAAGGUAGCUUGGCUUCAAAGCCUGGAAAACCAAAAGUGAAGAAGAAAUGUUCCUCUAGACAGAAGUUUGAUCAUCGUUUCCAGCCUCAGAACCCUCUGAGCGCCGCCCAGCCUUUCAGCCCACGGGAGGUGGGAGGUGAGGAGGAGGAGCUGCGCCUCAGUGCCCACACUCUGCUGCUGCCCACGCGUGGCCAACUGGAGGCCCGUAUGAUGGUGACGGCCUUUGAGCUGGGUCUGGAUAACAUCACAGACGAGGCUGUCAGCACCAUGAUCUAUGCUGUCGAGCACCACUUGAAAGACGUCCUGACUGCUGUAAUUACCCGGAGGAAAGCAUACCGGUUACGAGAUGGUCAUUUCCCAUAUGCCUUUGGCAGCGAUGUCACACCGCAGCCUUAUCUGAAAAACAGCCUUGCUGCUUACCACAGUGUCACUGAAUGUCCCCCUCCAAGUGCUUCCCUGCCUGCAGGCCCACCACCUCAGGUGUCACCUGAUGAGGCUGAGCAGCAGGCUGUUCACUUAUUGGCUUGUUCUGCUGACAUGCUCCCCGCAUCGCUCCCUCCAAUCAGCAUGUUUGAUCUCCUGGAAGCUUUACAGGUUCACCACGGGGUGAUGCCCUCCCACACUAUGUAUGCCCUGAACAUGGAGCGCAUCCUGUCCCGGCUUUGGCACCCCAGCCACGAAGAACUAGAGCAGGACCACGUACACCGGCAGCGCCUCGCUGCGAAAGACGGCGUGCUUGUCAGCUGAGAACCACCAACACUGGACCAAACAUAAACUGUGGACAUUAUCAGGAGCCAAAUACAAGUGUGUCCAAAAUAUUCAAAUAGCUGGAAAAUCACAUCUCCUUUGCACAAAAAGAUAAAGCAUAAUUGGAGCAAGAUGAAACAAAAGCAGUUGGACAGUGGACACAGUGGGCUGUCAAAUCCAGCCAACAGCCAGUAGCUGGCAUAUUAGCACUGUCGCUGCUUUAUUUUUGUCUGUUCCACAAGCCGUUUUGGAAGUCAACCAGCCGUCAUUUGGAACUUCUGAAUAAAACUGCGAUUCUAAAAUUGUGGAAAAAUAUUGAAAAUGUUUAGGAUAUACAGCUUGAUCAGCAGCGUGACAAGGUUCUCAGCCAGGCUACACAGUGUUAAUACUUGUGUUUGUGGGCAAGAAGCAGAUUCAGGUUGCAGACAUAAAAA